UGUCUCCAGCUUUUCUCCUCUCCUCAAAUUCUUUAGUUUUCUUUUCCUUGAAAGAAGUUUGGAGGUUAAGAAUUCUGUAAUUCAAUUGGGUGGUGUUAGUUUUCUUUAAAUUUUGAGGCUUGGGGCUCCAUCUGUGGUUUGGAUCAAUCUAGGUGGAUCGUUUUUUCUCUAACAGAGUCAUUUUGGUUUUGUUGAUUUUUCUGCAAAACCAAGGUUUCGCUUGAUCGGUGCCGAGAGGGCGGUUCACUUGUUUAGCAGAGUUAUAAUUAUAGUACAUACAAGGAGCGGAGCGUGGAAGAUUCAAAAACUCAAGGAAUAUGCUCCCAGCCUUUAUGUCACUAAAAAAGCGCUUGGUACGUGACAUGGUUCUGCUGUGAAUGGGAAACAUGGAUGCUUCUGAAGUUGAGGAAAGUGUCUUUGCAAUCACUGAUGCUAAGUUACAUGGAGGGAUGUGUAGAAAACUGUCUUCCAUAGUAUGUAAAGUGAUGGCAAUAUUUCCGGUAAUAGAAGAGGCAAGGCCUAGAUGCAAAUCAGGGAUUCAGGCAUUAUGCUCUCUGCAUGUAGCACUUGAAAAGUCUAAGAGCCUACUUCAACAUUGUGCUGAUUGCAGCAAGCUUUACUUGGCCAUUACAGGAGAUUCUGUUUUGUUAAAGUUUGAGAAGACUAGGCAUGCUCUUGAGGAAAGUCUCAAACGUGUUGAAGACAUUGUUCCUCAUGUCACCAGUUGUCAGAUUAUGUCAAUUGUCAAUGAGCUUCAGGCAACAGUUUUUGCUCUUGAUCCAUUAGAAAAGCAGGUUGGUGAUGAUGUCAUUUUGCUGCUCCAUCAGGAUAGAAAUUGUGGCAGCAGUUUUAAUGAAAUGUCUGAAAUUGAAGCCUUUCAUCAAGCAGCAAUAAAGUUGGGUAUCACUUCCUUGGCAUCAGCUCUUGCUGAAAGGAGAGCUCUCAAAAAGCUGGUUGAAAGAGCUCGCUAUGAGAAUGACAAAAGGAAGGAAUCUAUUGUUUCUUAUUUAUUGCAUCUCAUGAGGAAAUAUUCCAAGCUUUUUAGAAGUGAAUGUCCUGAUGAUGUUGACUCUAUGGGAUCAACUCCCUGCUCCCCGACUAUUCAAGGCUCCAUUGAAGAAGGUGCUGGUUCUGCGCAAGCUGUUGAUGGCCAACUACGGAAAUUUGAAUCACUCAAUAUUAAGCCAAAUGGCAGGAGAUCAGGGAACAUACCUGUAAGCCCAGAGGAAUUUAGGUGUCCGAUUUCACUGCAAUUGAUGUAUGACCCUGUUAUAAUUGCAUCUGGACAAACAUAUGAAAGGGUUUGUAUAGAGAACUGGUUCAGCAAUGGACAUGACACCUGUCCAAAAACUCAGCAAAAACUGUCUCACCUUUCUCUGACUCCAAAUUACUGCGUCAAAGGCCUGAUUGCUAGCUGGUGUGAGCAGAAUGGAGUAAGACUCCCUGACCAACCGCCUGAUUCCCUUGAUUUGGAUUACUGGAGAUGGAAUUUGUCACAAUGUGAGAACAUCAACCCAGGGUCAACAGAGGACAAUGAAUCUAGUCAUGUAAAAGGAGCCAAAGUUGUACCUUUGGAGGAUAAUGGUGAUCUUGAUGGGCUGGAAAAGCAUGAAGAGAUGGGAACUCAGGAUAUUUGUCUUGAGAAUAUUAAGAUAAGUCUGGCUGAAGGCUACCAAAGGCUGCUGGAUUUGCUGAAUAGUGAAGAGGAUAUCGAAACAAAAUGCAAAGCAGCAGAAGAGAUACGAUUUUUGCUGAAGGACAAUGAAGAGGCAAGGAUUUGUAUGGGGGAGACUGGUUUUGCUGACGCCCUUGUGAGGUUCUUGAGAACUGGAGUACAACAGAGAAAUGAGAAGGCCCAGGAGACUGGAACAAUGGCUCUUUUCAAUCUUGCUGUUGGCAAUGACAAAAACAAGGAGUUGGUGAUAGGUGCAGGAGUGCUUCCUUUGUUGGAAGAAAUCCAGCAAACAAGCUCUUAUGAAGCAGGCACUGCCCUUUACCUCAAUCUAUCUUGUUUGCAUGAAGCCAAAGCAACUAUUGGCUCUUCUGGUGCCAUUCCCUUCUUGGUGGGUUGUCUCCGCUUGCCAAAAACACAGUGUAGAUUUGAUGCUCUCCAAGCUGUCUAUAAUCUUUCUACGCUGGAGAGUAAUAUCCCCCGCUUGCUUGCUGCUGGAGUAGUUGCAAAUCUUGCCCACAUCCUCAGUGGCUCUGGAAACACUUGGCCAGAUAAAGUUAUUGCUGUCCUCUGCAAUUUAGCAUCCACUAAGCAGGGUAGAACAGAAAUAAUUAUGUUUCCAGGGCUCCUGGGUUCACUUGCAUUGGUUCUUGACUCUGGUACUCAAGUCGAGCAAGAACAGGCGGUUUCAUGUCUUUUAAGUUUGUGUGUUGGAGAUGAGCAGUGCAGCCAACUGGUCUUGCAAGAAGGGGUGGUACCAUCUCUAGUUUCCCUGUCCAUAAAUGGCACAUCAAGAGGAAAGGACAAGGCACAGAAGCUACUGGUGCAUUUUCGAGGGCUGCGAGAACGUGACCCAGUGAAUAGCAGCUCCCAACCAUUGUUAACUACAAAUGGAAGCACCAGGGAAGAGCCAGUUGAAAGGGAGGUAAAGUCAGUGGUAAAGUUUAAGUCAAAGUCAAACCGACUGGGCAGGGUUCUAAGUUCCAUGUGGAAGGUUAAAUCACUCUCAAUACGUCGGUUUUGAGGGUGGAAACCUGUAAAAUAAGUGAUUGUCUAGCUUUUUCUUCACUUAAUUUUUUUUCAGAAGCCCGGUUAAAUGCUAUAGCCCUUCCUCUUCUACCCGUUUGUCAGACGGAUCGGAAGCUGCCUCAAAAGAUGUGUAUAGAAGCCCUGUAUAUCUGUCUCCCUCCCACCCUCCCCCACUUUUUGACUUUCUGGAUGAAAAAUCCUCAAUGCCUUUGCGUUUUCCGGGCACUUGUGGUGCUCUGUGAUGUGAGUCUGAAGGCAUUUCUUCCUCUGUAAAGUUUCUGUUUUUGUGUUAUAUGAGUGUGUAAGAGAGAAAGAGAGAGAUAGAUCUA
Nymphaea colorata (pocket water lily) is the source of this 3030-nucleotide messenger RNA. RefSeq names its product U-box domain-containing protein 6-like. Gene Ontology annotation, molecular function: ubiquitin-protein transferase activity; protein binding. The record is from RefSeq and is a predicted model, not a curated record. Lineage: Eukaryota; Viridiplantae; Streptophyta; Magnoliopsida; Nymphaeales; Nymphaeaceae. Gene Ontology annotation, cellular component: nucleus; cytoplasm. Gene Ontology annotation, biological process: protein ubiquitination. The transcript has 7 exons. The coding region runs from base 378 to 2696 and encodes 772 amino acids.